AUGUAUUGGAAAAGCGAGCAGAUGUUUGUGUGUAAACUAGAAGAAAAGGACGUGCCGGAGCUGGCAGUUCCUCCCGAGAAGUGCCAGGGGCUCAUGUCGGAGGAGUGCGGGCGGACUGCAGCCCUGGCGGCCGGGAGGACUCGGAAAGGCGCCGGGGAAGAGGGACUGGUGAGCCCCGAGGGAGUGGGGGACGAGGACUCGUGCUCCUCCUCGGCCCCACUGUCCCCGUCGUCCUCACCCCGGUCCAUGGCCUCGGGCUCCGUCUGCCCCCCUGGCAAGUGUGUGUGCAACAGCUGCGGCCUGGAGAUCGUGGACAAGUACCUUCUCAAGGUGAAUGACCUGUGCUGGCAUGUUCGGUGUCUCUCCUGCAGUGUCUGCAGGACCUCCUUAGGAAGGCAUACCAGCUGUUAUAUUAAAGACAAAGACAUUUUCUGCAAACUUGAUUAUUUCAGAAGGUAUGGAACUCGCUGCUCUCGCUGUGGGAGGCACAUCCAUUCUACUGACUGGGUCCGGAGGGCCAAGGGGAAUGUCUAUCACUUGGCGUGCUUUGCCUGCUUUUCUUGCAAAAGGCAACUUUCCACAGGAGAGGAGUUUGCUUUGGUGGAAGAGAAAGUCCUCUGCAGAGUGCAUUAUGACUGCAUGCUGGAUAAUUUAAAAAGAGAAGUGGAAAAUGGUAAUGGGAUUAGUGUCGAAGGCGCCCUCCUCACAGAGCAAGAUGUCAAUCAUCCAAAACCAGCAAAAAGAGCUCGAACAAGCUUUACAGCAGAUCAGCUCCAGGUUAUGCAAGCACAAUUUGCUCAGGACAACAACCCAGAUGCACAGACCCUCCAGAAACUGGCAGAAAGGACAGGCUUGAGCAGACGUGUGAUACAGGUGUGGUUUCAGAACUGUAGAGCACGCCACAAGAAACACGUCAGUCCUAAUCACUCCUCCUCUGCCCCAGUCACAGCAGUCCCGCCCUCCAGGCUGUCUCCACCCAUGUUAGAAGAAAUGGCUUAUUCUGCCUAUGUGCCCCAAGAUGGGACAAUGUUAACUGCGCUGCAUAGUUACAUGGAUGCUCAUUCACCAACAACCCUUGGACUCCAGCCCUUGUUACCCCAUUCAAUGACACAACUGCCAAUAAGUCACACCUAA
Messenger RNA from Balaenoptera acutorostrata (minke whale), 1134 nucleotides. It is a transcript of the gene LHX8, whose product is annotated as LIM homeobox 8. The transcript is spliced from 9 exons. Gene Ontology annotation, molecular function: RNA polymerase II transcription regulatory region sequence-specific DNA binding; DNA-binding transcription factor activity, RNA polymerase II-specific. The record is from RefSeq and is a predicted model, not a curated record. NCBI's taxonomy places the organism in Eukaryota, Metazoa, Chordata, Mammalia, Artiodactyla, Balaenopteridae. Gene Ontology annotation, biological process: regulation of transcription by RNA polymerase II; forebrain neuron development; neuron differentiation. Bases 1 to 1134 code for a protein of 377 amino acids. Gene Ontology annotation, cellular component: nucleus.